AUGGAUCCAUUUCCUGAGAACAGCAGCAGAACCAGUGAAGUUCUGGAGAUCAAACCAGCGGCUGAUCAAACUCUCCCUGAUGUAACUGAACCUCUGAUUGCAUCAGAAAACAUCAAACCUGCUGAAACCCAGACGGCCGACCUUCAUGAGCAGCUGCAACACCUAGAGAUAAGUGAGAGGAUGAAAUCCUGUUUGUCUCAGAGCUGUCCCUCAUGGAGUCAGGAUCUGUUAGACGUCAGUAUCUUACCCCGAGCUGCUAGUUUACCCAGCAUGAAGCUCCAGAGCAGCUUUGAGGAGUUCACUCCUGGUUUCUGUGGGGAUCCAGAUGAUGAAACCUUCUGGUUCCAGUGCUCCGGUCCAGGCCGGUACCAGUGCAGAGAGAGCGGCCUGGUGUUUGACAUGACGGGAGGAGGAGACGUGUUUUACAGGGUCGUUCCCUGGAACAGCAGAUUACUGAGCCCACAUGGCAAGAAGCCUGCAGGACCUCUGUUUGACAUCAGCUGCCAGCAGCGGUCUGUGGCUCGGCUUCAUCUCCCUCACUGUGAGGUCCGAUCCACAGGACSAUGUCACUUCCUGUCAGUCGCUCACCUCCAUGAUGAAGGCGUGGAGUUUAUCAGGCCUGAGAGGAUCACAGAGACUCACAUCRUCAUCAGCAUCACAGGGUUUUCUGCUUUUGGGAACGUCAAGGAUGAAGAUUCUCCUCCUGACCCGGUCCGAGCCUUGGUUCUGCUCUUCUACAGACCUCCAGCUGAUUCUGAGUCGGAACACGAGAUCAAUGUGUUGAUGCUGCCGAAAAACGUUGUUUUUAACAAAGUUCUGCGUUUCAGGAAGAAAUUAGACGAUAAUGAAAUUUUCCUGAAGACGCCUCCAGACUGCAAACUGCAGCCGAAUCAGGUUUACUCUCUGUCUGCCUCUCCUGGAGGCGACUCGGUUCUGGUUCAGCCCGAAGAGGCAGAGUUUGAUGCAGAAUCCUAUGACAACUACUUCACAAAGUUCCAGGUGGUUUAUGAGGAGAUGAUGAAACACAUCAGUCUGUCUCUGAGGGACAGCAGCUCCAGCAUCGUCUGGGAGAGACGGGUUUGUCUUUCUGCUGCUGGAGUCAGAGGAUCCAGUGGACCGACCCGGCAGAACCUCAGUCCACAGGAGCAGCUGAUGGAGAUAAGGAUCGACUUCAAGGAUGGAGUAUCUGGACCGGUUCUGCAGAGUCUGAUGGAUAAUCUGCUGAGGGAAAAAGUCAUCAAUGACUCUGAGAGGGAGGCGGUGGAGGCGGAGAAGGUCAGAGGAGACAGAGGUCGAGUUUUAAUCGACACGGUGAGGAAGAAAGGAGACGCUGCGAGUUCUGAGAUGAUCCGGUUCCUCUGUGAGCUCGACCCGUUUCUCUCUGAACAUCUGGGUCUGAUAAGUAAAAAGGAGCAUCACAUCAGCAUCACAGGGUUUUCUGCUUUUGGGAACGUCAAGGAUGAAGAUUCUCCUCCUGACCCGGUCCGAGCCUUGGUUCUGCUGUUCUACAGACCUCCAGCUGAUCCUGAUGUCACUUCCUUCCUGAAUCUGCUGCUUCUUCCAGGGAACAUUGUGAUCCGGGAUUUGAAGCGGACCAGGAGGAAAUUAUUUGGGCUGGAGACGUUCAUAGAUGUUCCUCCAAACUGCAAACUGCGUCCGAAGGAGACCUACUCUCUGUCCACCAGCCCUGCAGGAGAAUCGGUUCUGGUUCAGCCCACAGAAGCAGAGUUUGACCCAGAAUCCUACAACAGCUACUUCACCUCCAUCCAGGUGAUUCUCAGCAGCAUCACAGGAGACAUUAAGCUGAGUGUGAAGGAGAAGGAAACCUCCUGCUGCGUUUGGGAGAGACGUGUUUGUCUUUUAGCUCACAGAGUGAAACCGGGUCUGCCUUCUGAUGAGCAGCUGAAGGAAACCCGGACCAGAAUCAUCGAUGGGAUUUCAGAACCGGUUCUGCAGAGUCUGCUGGACAAACUGCUGGAGAAAAAAGUCCUGAGUGACUCUGAGAGAGAGGCGGUGGAGGCGGAAAAGGUCAGAGGAGACAAAGGUCGAGUUUUAGUCGACACGGUGAGGAGGAAAGGAGCCGAUGCGAGUUCUGAGAUGAUCCGGUUCCUCUGUGAGCUCGACCCGUUUCUCUGUAGACAUGUGGGGCUGAGCUUCCUUCCGGCUCGGUUGUCUCCAGCUUGACUCCUGAGCUCAGUGUGAGCCUCAUCCAGCCUCGGAGCUCCGC
Poecilia reticulata (guppy) is the source of this 2227-nucleotide messenger RNA. The record is from RefSeq and is a predicted model, not a curated record. NCBI's taxonomy places the organism in Eukaryota, Metazoa, Chordata, Actinopteri, Cyprinodontiformes, Poeciliidae.